GGCAGACAACUGACAGGAGCGCCAAGGUCACCACAUUUCCGUUUGACCUACCUCUUCCCCUCACCCCACGCUAAUCAUGGCUCAACCACGCACGGAAUAUGAGCCUCUACCCCUCACCCACGAGGACCACGCGCCCACCACUCUUUACAAUGCCCCUCCGUCCCCUCCAGGGUCCUCGUUCCAUCUUCCCUCUCCCAAUGCCGAUGGCCUCCCGUAUUCGGACGACAUGGGCAUCCCACUCGGUGCCGCGCAACCAAGAUUUCUCGGUCGCGCCUUGUACGAUGAUGGGGGUGCCCAAAUGCGCGAGUCGUACGCAUCGUCGUCGCACUCGACUUUCCCCGCCGACCGGUCCUCAGCGUACACCGCGGACAGCACCGUGGGUUUCAAAUCCGGAGCGAGGCGAGAUGAUGGCUACACCGACUCUUCGUAUCACGACGAGCCUGGUUUUUUUGUCGGCGAGCAACCUCUGCGCAGAGAGAAGCGCGGGGUAUCCGCCUGGGAACCCAAGUCGCGCAAGAAACCCAUCUUGAUCGGGGUUGGUGUUGUGGUAGUGGCGGCUAUCGUUCUGGGAGUAGUCAUCGCGCUUACCGCGGGGAAACACAAGUCCAGCGGUACGAGCAACCUUGGUAACGGUUCGCCAUCAAAUCCCUCUGCGUCUGCUUCAUCAUCCUCUGGGCCAUCCAUCAAAUUUGCUCUGACCACUGGAGGCGACGGAAGCACCGUGACCGCCGACGAUGGGUCUACUUUCACUUAUUCGAAUCCUUUCGGUGGCACAUGGAUGUACGACGUGAACGAUCCCUUUAACAAUGGCGCGCGUGCCCAGUCAUGGAGCCCGGCGUUGAACGAGACGUUCCAUUACGGCGUUGAUAGGAUUAGAGGCGUUAAUAUUGGCGGGUGGCUCGUCACCGAACCCUUCAUAGUGCCUGCACUGUAUCAAACCCUCCAGAGUCGGAAAACCACAGUUGACGCUGGGAUAACGAUCAUCGACGAAUGGACACUGAUGCAAGCCAUGGUGCUCGACACCGCGAAUGGCGGCACAGACCAGCUCGUGCAGCAUUACGAGACUUUCAUCACCGAGCAGGACUUUAUGGAGAUUGCUGCAGCAGGUCUGAACUUCGUACGUAUCGCCUUGCCGUAUUGGGCCAUCGACAUGUGGGAUGGCGAGGGCUUCUUGCCGAAAGUGUCGUGGACCUACUUCCUGAAGGCGAUCAAGUGGGCUCGAAAGUACGGCAUCCGCAUCAAUCUCGACCUGCACACUCUGCCAGGCUCGCAGAAUGGAUGGAACCACUCCGGAAGAUUGGGCAGCUACAACGUGCUGUACGGGCCGAUGGGACUUGCCAACGCCCAGCGGUCGCUUGACUACAUCCGCAUUUUGGCCGAGUUCAUCAGUCAACCUGAGUACAAGGAUGUCGUAGCCAUCUUCGGCAUCACAAAUGAGCCGCAGGGUAACCAGAUCGGGAUGGACUCGCUGUCGCGCUACUAUCUGCAGGCUUAUCAGGAAGUGCGGACAGCCAGCGGGUUGGGGGCUGGAAACGGACCAUUGGUGUCGGUCCACAACGGGUUUGUCGACCUGAAUCAAUUCAAUGGGAUGUUCCCGGGGGCCGAUCGGUUCACUCUCGAUUAUCACCCUUACCUUUGCUUCGCCGGGCAGAGCCCGGACCCGAUUGGGUCUCACCUGACACAGCCAUGCUCGAGUUGGGGUGCCCAAAUCAACAAUUCAAUGGCCAAUUUUGGUUUCAUUCUGGCCGGAGAGUUCAGCAAUGCGGUGACGGACUGUGGCUUGUAUGUGAACGGGGUCGGACAGGGUGUGCGAUACGAAGGGACAUACAACCAGGGAGGGAACUGGCCUGUCGUCGGCAACUGCUCCACGGACUGGCUGGACUACACGAACUGGAGCAGCAAGACCAAGUCUCAGUACAAGACAUUUGCGAUGGCCAGCAUGGACGCUUUGCAGCACUGGUUUUUCUGGACAUGGAAAGUCGCCAACUCGACCGCUGGAAUCGUCGAGGCCCCCCAGUGGUCUUACCAAUUGGGUCUGCAAAAUGGCUGGAUGCCGACCGAUCCUCGUCAGGCUGUUGGCCAGUGCGGAAACGCGAAUCCGUUCACCGGGACGUUGUCUUCCUGGCAGACCGGUGGGGCUGGUGCCGGGACCAUCGACCCGAGCGCGCUUUCGGCUUUCACGUGGCCUCCACCCACGAUCUCCUUUGGAAAUAACAACGCUAUGGCGGCCACUUCGCUGCCUGCCUAUGCUCCCACAGGCAGCCCGAUCACACUUGCUCCUCCCACCAUCACUGGAGUAAGUGGCAGUGCUGGUGUCCAGAGUCUGACUGCGAGCGUCAACGUCGGGAAUGGAUGGAACAAUCCCUCUGACGCGGCUGGUAUGAUGACCAAAAUGGCCGGCUGCUCCUACUUGGAUCCAUGGAUUGGAUCCACAGUCAGCCCUCCGGCAACCGUCUGCACAGCCGCCCCCGGCGCCGGCAUCACUCCAGGACCAUGAGACUCUAGAUGUUCUGUCGUUUGUAGCACGAUGUAUCUUUGCACAUACGGCUUCCAGCCGCGUGGACCGGACUAUUUACUCAUCUGCACUAUCUUCCCGAGGAGAUUACGACUAUUCUAUCACUACCUAUAUAAGUACCGUACUUGAUGGCAGUUAUUCACUUCACAUGAUCAUGCAAUCAUGAUGCGCUUGCAACCCCCUCAAAAGCAUUUUCACGUGACAUUUCUUGGUGUAACGGGACUUGGCCCCCGGGCCUGUCUAUCUGCACCCUCUCUCACUGUAUCUUUCUGGACUUUGUGUUCCUGUAUCAUCUUGUCUGUUUUUGCACUUGGAGCAUCAUGGGAAUUCGCUCGACCGUCGUCGUCUGUGUAACUAGCUUCCUUCUCGGAACACUGUUCACCCAUUGGAUCGCCGACUCUUUGACGCUAUGGAAAUCUCCAGUAACUGACGAACACUUAUGGAAAGCUGCAUCAUACUACUCGAUUCUGGCCAAGGGCUCGCCUGUUAUCUAUUCCUUUGCCGCCGGAGUCGUUGCGCUCGGCGCAGGCUCGAUUCUGUGGAGUCUCCGGGAUGGCGAGGCGGGGAAUCUCAUGUUCGACGGCGGGAGCAUAUUUCUUUUUGGGACGUCCGUCGUCCUGUAUCUCAACUCGGUUCUCCCCAACAUCGUCGUCAAAUUUACGACUCUGCCGACUCACCAGCGCAUGGACCCGUUUCCGAAAUCGCUGCGCUCGGCGACUUUGGAUCUGGCGUCGAACCAUCUCAUGUGCAGUGUCGCCCUGACGGGUGUUCUCGUGCUCCAAGCGGGGCGAUUCUGGGCCGAACGCACCGAUGGCGAGGAGGCAACCGAAAAGCAAAAAAGGUCGUCGCUCAAGGCUACGGCAUCACGGGCGAAAACCCCCGAUGUCAGGUCGUGAGCGAGGGACGACGCGUCGCAUUAGUCUAAUCUCCGAUAUGUAUUAUAAUCAUAAUAUCUACGCUGUUUCAACAUACAGUGGCGAAUGUCUAUGAUCCGUCCCCGUCUUUUACAAUGUCCUCUUUCCUGGGCGUUGGUCUUGAGUUCAUGAGCUCCCUGCCCUGGCCGAGCAGCGAUUUGGCGGCUUCGUCUUCCAUGACGAUUCCCAGUCCUUCCUCCCUGACAAGACCGAGCACGUGCUCAAGCUCGACGAAGCCAUCCUGGUCCGCAUCCAACUUCUGGAUGACCGCCUGACCGACUUCGUCGUCUGGCUUGUGGCGGAUGACAGCGAGCGCUUUUUCAAGAUCGUCGACGGAGAUUCGGCCCUGGGCGUCACACGACAUGGUCUGCAGCGAGUUGCCGACACGGGCAUCGUAUUCCUCCAAUUGCUGGUCGAUCUUGUUCAGCAUGCUCCGGAUCCGUUUCGUCAGAGCCCCCGAUGGA
This is a messenger RNA of Mycena citricolor, 3893 nucleotides long. NCBI's taxonomy places the organism in Eukaryota, Fungi, Basidiomycota, Agaricomycetes, Agaricales, Mycenaceae. The record is from the annotation of a GenBank genome assembly.